Messenger RNA from Mytilus californianus (California mussel), 264 nucleotides. RefSeq lists its product as uncharacterized. The transcript has 3 exons. Lineage: Eukaryota; Metazoa; Mollusca; Bivalvia; Mytilida; Mytilidae. The coding region runs from base 1 to 264 and encodes 87 amino acids. The record is from RefSeq and is a predicted model, not a curated record.
AUGAUUCUUAGAGUUGCAUCAAUCUGCCACCAUUUUCUUUGGUUAAGUGUUUUUUCAUGGACUGUUGUUAUUUCAACUGAUAUCGCGAAACGAAUGCUUAACAUGAAGCGCUACACCAUACACCAGAAGAAAACUGAAAGAAGGCCAACAUCUAACCAUAAAAACAGGGUAACUUUUAUCAUUUAUUUCAAAUUAUUCUUCAUUCUUGGAUUGUCAUGGAUAGUUGGUAUUAUUUCGUCCAACGUUUAUCUAUGUUCAUUUUAA